This is a messenger RNA of Xyrauchen texanus (razorback sucker), 1040 nucleotides long. RefSeq names its product troponin I, slow skeletal muscle-like. Gene Ontology annotation, cellular component: troponin complex. The record is from RefSeq and is a predicted model, not a curated record. Gene Ontology annotation, biological process: muscle contraction. Bases 157 to 657 code for a protein of 166 amino acids. The transcript is spliced from 6 exons. NCBI's taxonomy places the organism in Eukaryota, Metazoa, Chordata, Actinopteri, Cypriniformes, Catostomidae.
CUUUUGCACGAUAUUCUAAUUUUUCGAGUUUCACCUGUAUGUAUUUUUGAAUUGAGGAUAUUUGUGCAGAGAUGCUGAUUCAUAUUUGCAAUCUAUAAUUAAUACUUAUUUCAAACUUGGCAGAAAAAGUCCAAGAUCUCUGCAUCCCGGAAGCUGAUGCUAAAGAGUCUUUUGGUAGCUAAAGCAAAGGACGAGUUAGAGCAUGAACUGGCAGAUAAAGAGGCAGAGAAGGAGAGAUAUCUGACUGAUAAAGCUCCACCACUACAGACCAGUGGAAUGUCUUUUGCUGAGCUUCAAGAACUGUGUCAAGAACUUCACACUAAAAUUGACGUUGUGGACGAGGAGCGCUACAACAUUGAAGCAAAAGUGCAACUUAACACAAGAGAAAUCAAGGAUUUGAACAUUAAAGUUCUGGAUCUGAGGGGCAAAUUUAAACGGCCCACUUUGAGAAGAGUGAGAGUCUCAGCUGACGCCAUCCUGCGCUCUUUAUUGGGCUCCAAACACAAGGUGUCCAUGGACCUGAGAGCCAACCUAAAGUCUGUGAAGAAGGAGGACACAGAGAAGGAAAAGACAGCAGAGGUCAGCGACUGGAGGAAAAAUGUGGAGGCCAUGUCUGGAAUGGAGGGAAGAAAGAAAAUGUUUGAUGCAGCACAAUAACAAGAAAUGAGGAUGAGCGGAAGUUCAAAACAGGUGAUAAUGCUGGCAAAGUAAAAUAUACAACAUUUUGUUAAUAUUCCAACCCUCAUAAAAACAAUAAAAGAAUGCAAUAAAACACAAUAUUUUUAUUAAAUAACUAGUCCAUUUGUUCUGUAAAUCUCUACAAACCAAGCCUUGUUAAGGUGGCAAUGUGAAAAGUCUCAUCAACAUUGUUCUGUUAAUAAAAGGUGUAAUCUUCAGAAAGCCAUGAUUUGAUUUCUCAUUUGAAUAUGAAACAUAUGAACAUGUUUUUUUUUUUCUUUCUUUUUUGAACAAUGAAAAUGUAAAAAGCAAGAUGAUAAAAUAAACCAGAAAUGUAACCCCUUUCAGACAUUUUAAUUUGG